Menidia menidia (Atlantic silverside) is the source of this 600-nucleotide messenger RNA. The record is from the annotation of a GenBank genome assembly. NCBI's taxonomy places the organism in Eukaryota, Metazoa, Chordata, Actinopteri, Atheriniformes, Atherinopsidae.
AUGACUUCCAUCAUUAAAGAAACACAAAGCAUUAAAGAAGCAGUGACCUUUAUCAACACGAUUGAUGUGAACAAGUUGUCAAGGCUGAUCUCCCGGAUCAUACAAAAGCUUCAUUUGAAGGGUGAACAAACAUUCAGUGAAGAAGAAGAACAAAAGCUCCAAGCUGCUCUGUCAUUGGAUAAACAUGCUCUUAAUUUAGUCCUGGAAACGGCAGCUUUUAUUUUGGAGCAGGCAGUUUAUCAUAACAUAAAGCCAGCCUCUCUGCAACAGCAGCUAGAGGUGAUACAUCUAAGUCCAGAAAAAGCUGAGGUGUUCUCCCAAACCUGGGCUGCUGCUGGACCGGAGCUGCUGGAGAAGCUAAAGCGUAACAUCUUUGCCCCAAAGAAGCUGGAGUAUGUCGGCUGGCAGCUCAACCUGCAGAUGGCCCAGUCCAGCCAAGCCAGGCUGAAGUCUCCCAGUGCUGUCCUCCAGCUGGGGCUCCAGAGUGAAGAGUCAGAGGUAUGGGCUCACAGAAGCGCUGUACAGUAUACUUCCACGUAUCUAUUAGAAACACAAACGUCUCUAAAUUUGACCAUUCCUUGCUACGGCUGCCUGUCUUGA